Molecule: messenger RNA, 1206 nt
Organism: Aspergillus calidoustus
Lineage: Eukaryota; Fungi; Ascomycota; Eurotiomycetes; Eurotiales; Aspergillaceae
Source: the annotation of a GenBank genome assembly
AUGCGGGGUUUCCGCAGGAUCCCAGACUCAGUCCCGUGUGCCUCCGGGGCGAAGCAACCCCAGGGCCGUCAUUAUUAUUCCCUCCUCUCCAACUCCUUCCUCCCCUCCGAGUCAAGUCACCAGAGUCACCCAACCAUGGAGGUUGCUCAAUCCUCGCCCAACACGCCCACCGAGGGCACUCAGAAGAAGCGUCGACGCACCGAAGCCCAGCUCGCCCGCAAGAGACAGGCCGACCGAAUCAAUCACAAGGCAAAGCGCGAGCAGCAGAAGCGGCAGAUGGAGAACCUGGAAACCCAGGUCACGAAUCUGCAGCAGGCGGUUCAGUCGCUGACCGAUCAAGUACGCGUCCUGAACGAGCGACUCAGGGAUCAGACGCGGUAUUUCUCUUGCUUUGACCUGGGGGAGACUCCGAGUCCUGUCGCUGCCGCGGACAACUCCUCCACCUCGUUCAGCUUGCCGCGGCCUGUCCAUAGCGCGCAGGAUGUCCUCCUAUUGCCGGCCGAUAAACUACCGAUGCUGGUCCCUGGACCGGCACUCGGUGAGCCCGAUAACAAUGUUCCCGUGGACUGUCGGUGCGGAGUCGACCACCGCUCCUAUUACGAGUGCCUCGAGUACUCGACUUUUUCCAUCCUCCUUCGCGCCCACCAAGGCCUCAACAAGAGUAUCUCGAAUAGCACACGUCUCCCUCGCACACCUUCCCUCGUACACGUUUUCCGACCUACCUCGACCGAUAAUCCCGUCAUCCAGAUCCUCGGCCUGGUGUUUAGCCAGGUUCGCCCUGCAAAUGUCCGCACCCUCUUCGCCUGCUACGUGGUGAUGUAUCGCUUCCUCCGAUGGCGCCUCUGUCCCGACGAAGAAACACAACGCGACGUCCCGGCGUGGCUCUACCCGACCGACAUCCAAAAGACAAUCCCUCACCCCGUUUGCAUCGACUUCCUCCCCUGGCCCGGGCUCCGCGACCGCCUGAUCCAUCGCUCCUCCCAGAUCCAGGACCCGCGACAUUCAGUCAUCAUGUAUAUGCGCUCGAUCCACUUCCGAUGGCCCGAAGACCAAGAUUUCAUCUACACCUGUGAGAACGGCGAGUUGAUGCCGACACAAAACUUCGAGACGGGACUAUACACGUACGAGAACUGGCAAGUGUCGCGCGAGUGGGCGGCAACUUUCCCGAAGUUGAAGAAAUAUGUUAAUGUCGGCGAGGAUGUUUAA